Messenger RNA from Armigeres subalbatus, 702 nucleotides. Its product is annotated as general odorant-binding protein 56d-like. Gene Ontology annotation, molecular function: odorant binding. The coding region runs from base 101 to 523 and encodes 140 amino acids. Gene Ontology annotation, biological process: sensory perception of smell. The record is from RefSeq and is a predicted model, not a curated record. The transcript is spliced from 3 exons. NCBI's taxonomy places the organism in Eukaryota, Metazoa, Arthropoda, Insecta, Diptera, Culicidae.
ACUCUCAAACAACAGCACUACGAUCGAUCGAGUCGACAGCCAGCAGUGAGAGAAGAAACAGCUUCAACAAUCAACGCCACAGAUAAUAAGAUCAGUUGAGAUGACAUCAUACAACGUGAUGAAGCUAUCGAUCUUUUCGAUUUUGUUGAUAUAUUCCGUGUCUGUGGUGCAUUCCCAAAAGGAAUUGUCCAAAAUUCCCGAAAUCGAUGCCUAUAAACUGCAGUGCAUUGAAGCCAGUGGAAUCACUGAGUCAUCGUCGAAGAAAUUACGCGACGAAGACACUAUACCCAAUCCCGAUCAGUCGACCAAGUGCUACGUCCAAUGUUUCUUCUCGAAACUGCGAAUGAUGAACGAGAAAGGUGUGGUGCAGAAGGACAAAGUGGUUGCGGUUUUGACCAAACUGAUGGAAGCGGACAAAGCUAAGAAGCUGGCGGACAAAUGCGACUUGCGAAGAACGAACCCAUGCGAUACGGCCUACGCUAUGUUCGAUUGCUACCGACAGAACAGAGCAAAGCUGCUCUGAGUGGGAGUUCGUUAUUGUAGCUCAUAGGGCAGGAGUGCUGUUAUUACUACCUGCGUCAUUCCUAGUGAUAUUAUCAGCACUGCUCCGGAAUACUAAGUGCGUUCAAGUAGAUAAUGCUUGGUUGAUGAGGUUUAUGUAACGCAUUUCGAUUAUAUUUGUAUUAAAGAACAAUUUGUUAC